GGGGCGGCUGCCGCCGGUGGGCCGCAGAUGAAGAGGAGGCGGCGGCAGUGGUGGAAGAAGAGGCGGCGGCGGCGCGGGUAGGGAGCCUGGAAACGCGAGCGGGGAUGGUAGGUGGUUUGGACCCGCCGGGCCGCCGUCGUUUCCAGAAAGGGUUUGACUGGAGGAACCUCUGGAGCAGCUAACCGUAACAAAAAGAAUGACUACUGUUCUCACAAUUGAUUUGGAACCAUUGUUUAAAAAGUCCAAAAUUCAUUCAUUCAGCAAGCAUUAUUGACGAGCAAAUGUUGAUACCAGUGAACCAGGAUCAGUUCUCCCUAAAUGUUGCACAGUGUUCUGAAGCUCUUUGUACAAAGGACCAGUGAGUUUGAGGGCAAAAAACAAAGCUGAUCUCUAGUUAACUAAUUUUCAAUUUGUGACUACUGAAUUCCUCAGAAGGAGACUGAAAAGUGCACAGGUGAUGUGGUAAUUGGGUGUUUGAGGACUAAUCAACCACAAUCAGGUUGGCUAGCUCCUCUGGCUGAUGGCAUGUUGAGGCACAUGGGCCAGUGGCAGCGAGGGCAUCUGAUCCAGAGGGGGCCACUCUAGAGGCCAGGCCACCAGCACCAUGGGCCAGUGUGUCACCAAGUGCAAGAAUCCCUCAUCAACCCUGGGCAGCAAGAAUGGAGACCGUGACCCCAGCAGCAAGUCACACAGCAGGCGGGGUGCAGGCCACCGCGAGGAACAGCCACCAGCCUGUGGCAAGCCAGGUGGGGAUAUCCUUGUCAAUGGGACCAAGAAGGCAGAGGCUGUCACCGAACCCUGCCAGCUGCCAACGUCCUCUGGAGAUGCUGGGAGGGAGCCCAAGUCCAAUGCCGAGGAGUCUUCCCUGCAGAGGUUGGAAGAACUGUUCCGGCGUUACAAGGACGAGCGGGAGGAUGCAAUUUUGGAGGAAGGCAUGGAGCGCUUUUGCAAUGACUUAUGUGUUGACCCCACGGAAUUUCGAGUGCUGCUCUUGGCUUGGAAGUUCCAGGCUGCUACCAUGUGCAAAUUCACCAGGAAGGAGUUUUUUGAUGGCUGCAAAGCAAUAAGUGCAGACAGCAUUGAUGGGAUCUGUGCACGGUUCCCUAGCCUCUUAACAGAAGCCAAACAAGAGGAUAAAUUCAAGGAUCUCUACCGGUUUACAUUUCAGUUUGGCCUGGACUCUGAAGAAGGGCAGCGGUCACUGCAUCGGGAAAUAGCCAUUGCCCUGUGGAAACUAGUCUUUACCCAGAACAAUCCUCCAGUAUUGGACCAAUGGCUAAACUUCCUAACGGAGAACCCCUCGGGGAUCAAGGGCAUCUCCCGGGACACUUGGAACAUGUUCCUUAACUUCACUCAGGUGAUUGGCCCAGACCUCAGCAACUACAGUGAAGAUGAGGCCUGGCCAAGUCUCUUCGAUACCUUUGUGGAGUGGGAAAUGGAGCGAAGGAAAAGAGAAGGGGAAGGGAGAGGUGCACUCAGCUCAGGGCCCGAGGGCUUGUGUCCCGAGGAGCAGACUUAGUGGCUCUAUCCCAGGAGCAGCAGCAGCAGCCGCAGCAAGGAUCUGCCUGCUGCUCUGUAGCCAACUGAGGGAUUGGACCUUUCUGGAAAUUACUGAAGAUCCAGAUAUUUUCUACUUUACACCUUUCUCUGCCUUGUAUCUGAAAGGGCUCUAAAAUGCUGUAUCAUGUUUUAGGCACUUUCUUCACUUUUUGGUUAUUUUGGUUAUUUCUUUUUUUGGGGGGGUUCCCCCAAAAUAUUUGAACCUGGCUACAUGUUGUGUAUCUUUUUUUUGAAGCCUUCAGAUAGAAUAAGCCUGCCAUUUCUUGCACAAAUUAGAUUUUUUUUUUUUUUGUGGGGGAGGGUAUAGAGCAGGGAGGGGGGAAUGGGAUGGUUAGGUUGAAUUAACAUUACAAGAUGAUACAGUGCCAGAUCUCAGUUUUGCAAAUUCUGUUUUUCAGGGCAGGUCUGUACUGUGUGUAGUGCUGUUUACAUGGUUGGAUUUAGGUUAUAAUAAUUAUUUUAAAAGAUUUACACAGAAUUGAAUAGCAGUGUUAACUGUUAACCAUAUUGCAUUAAUUCCCAGGCGAUUUAAAGCUCUUGGAGAGCCAAGGCCAGCCAAGAGCAUUUGUAGUCUGGUGACAACCCCCUUUUAAGCUAAUUUAUCCGAACCCCUUUUCUUCACUUCUUGCUCAUUCCUUCUUUGACCUAUUUCAUUUCAUGUUGCAUUUAUCCAUCAACAUGCUGCACCUGUCAGUCAAGUGAGCAGUUUUUUUUAUACCACAUUGUACUGAGAACCACUUAAGCAUUGAAUGCAGAGAAAGCAGUGCUACCUCAGUUUUGCUGGAAGUAGACUUUGAUAGUUUUCUUUUUUUUUUUUUUUGAUGAAUUUUCUGUAUUUUCAUGUUGUAGGUGAAAAUACCUUUUUUUUUUUUUUUUUUUUUUUUUUUUUUUUUUUCCUUGGAGCCAAAGUUUCUGUUCCUGGUGGUCGGAAAACUGUGCCUGCCGGCCAACUGACUUGAAGGAAAACUGUGGUAUGGAGCUCUGCUUGAAUUUUUUUUUUUUUUAAUUUUUUUUUUGAUUAUCAUCAGCUUACUUGUCUGGCAAGUGCAGAAGCCUGGGACUGGCCUGAACUCUGCCAAACAAAUAUAGAAGUGUAUUUAAUAGUUAAACUUGUGCCCUUUCCCUUCUUGCUGCACCCAUGUUGUCACUUAAUCCCCAGGAGUUAUUUAUUACCUUCUUUGUUAAUGUCAAGCUCAUUUGGGGUAAUGUGAUAACUGUUUAGGUUUACAUGACCCUCCUCUCUUUUUCCCUACCCCCAAAUAUGUAUAUAUACAUAUAUAAGAUAU
Molecule: messenger RNA, 2846 nt
Organism: Lynx canadensis (Canada lynx)
Lineage: Eukaryota; Metazoa; Chordata; Mammalia; Carnivora; Felidae
Gene: DCUN1D3
Product: defective in cullin neddylation 1 domain containing 3
Exons: 6
Coding region: 605-1519 (304 amino acids)
Biological process (GO): protein neddylation; positive regulation of ubiquitin-protein transferase activity
Cellular component (GO): ubiquitin ligase complex
Molecular function (GO): ubiquitin-like protein binding; ubiquitin conjugating enzyme binding; cullin family protein binding
Source: RefSeq, a predicted model, not a curated record